Messenger RNA from Dromaius novaehollandiae (emu), 7941 nucleotides. It is a transcript of the gene FBXL18, whose product is annotated as F-box and leucine rich repeat protein 18. Gene Ontology annotation, molecular function: protein binding. Bases 19 to 2403 code for a protein of 794 amino acids. Gene Ontology annotation, biological process: SCF-dependent proteasomal ubiquitin-dependent protein catabolic process. Gene Ontology annotation, cellular component: SCF ubiquitin ligase complex. The record is from RefSeq and is a predicted model, not a curated record. The transcript is spliced from 5 exons. NCBI's taxonomy places the organism in Eukaryota, Metazoa, Chordata, Aves, Casuariiformes, Dromaiidae.
GACCCCGCCGCUCCCAAGAUGGCGGCGCCGGCCCGCUACGCCGCUCCCAAGAUGGCGCCGAGGAACGGCUGGCACCCUCCCGCCCCUCCGCGCACGCGGGCCGGGGCCACGCUCAAGAUGGAGGCGCGGGGCGGCCGAAGAGGACGCAGAGGAGUGGCGAGCCGCGGAAGCCGGGUCAUGGCAGCGCCGGAAGAGCCGUGCGGCGGCCGGGCCGGCUGGGAGCCAGGCCGGGAGGCGGCUGGUUUGAGCGGCGCCCGGGGGCGGCGGCGGGCCCGCGGUGCCGCCGCCAUGUUCCGCUGUGAAGAGGAGAUCGUAAGUGGGGAGAGUGAGGAAGAAAGUAGUGGUGUCAACUUGAUGGAGUUCUCCGAUGAGAUCCUUUUGCACAUCCUAAGCUACGUCCCUUGCACGGACCUUGUCCUGAAUGUCAGGAGAACCUGCAGGAAACUUGCGAUGCUCUGCCUUGACAAGAGUCUAACCCAAACGGUUUUACUUCAGAAAGACUACAAGGUAAACAAAGACAAAGUGAAGCAGCUGAUGAGGGAUAUCGGAAAAGAGAUUUACCAGCUGAACAUGGCUGGGUGCUACUGGCUGCCCAGCUCCUCUAUUGAUCAUAUAACACGAUGCAAGAACCUGGUAAAACUGAACUUGUCUGGGUGCCACAUCACCUCUCUCCACCUCUCAAAGAUGCUGUCUACGCUCCAGCACCUGCGCUCCCUGGCCAUAGACGUCAAUCCGGGCUUCGAUGCCAGUCAACUAAGCAGUGAGUGUAAAGCCACUCUUAGCCGGGUCUUGGAACUGAAGCAAACCCUUUACACUCCAUCGUAUGGUGUUGUUCCGUGCUGCACUAGCCUUGAGAAACUGCUGCUUUAUUUUGAGAUCCUUGAUCGCUCGCGAGAAGGUUUUAUGCUUUCUGGGCAGCUAAUGGUAGGCGAGAGCAAUGUCCCCCAUUACCAGAACCUUCGUGUCUUCUACGCUAGGCUGGCUCCUGGCUAUGUUAAUCAGGAGGUGGUGAGGCUGUACUUGGCUGUGCUGAGCGAUCGGACGCCUGAGAACCUCCACGCCUUUCUCAUUUCUGCCCCUGGUAGCUUUGCAGAGACGGGAGCCACUAAAAACCUCCUGGACUCUAUGGCUCGGAAUGUACGUCUGGAUGCUUUGCAAUUGCCCAAAGCCUGGAUUAAUGGCUCUGGCCUCCUGCAACACUUGAAGUUCAACAACCCUUUCUACUUCAGCUUUAGCCGAUGCACCUUAUCUGGUGGUCAGCUGAUCCAGAGGGUUAUGAAUGGUGGGAAGGAUCUUAAAAGCUUGACCAGUUUGAAUCUCAGUGGCUGUAUUCAUUGUCUGGCUCCAGAAUCCUUGUUUCGAAAAGCAGAAGAUGACAUUGACAGUAGCAUUCUGGAAAGCCUGGUAGUAUCCUGCUGCAACCUGAAACACCUCAACCUCUCUGCAGCUCACCAUCACAGCUCAAAAACCAUAGGGAAUCAUUUGUGCCAGCUUCUGGCCAGAUUGAAGCACCUACUUUCAUUAGCACUACCAGUCUGCUCCAUAACAGAUGUUGCUGCAAACAUGGAAAAGCCUUCCAUGCAGUCUAAUGUGUUGCCCCAAACAUUAGGAAAGAAAGUCCGGAUUGGGAUACAGACAUACUCAAAUCAGAAACCACAGUCUUCAGUAUUCUGGGCUUUGAUGGGAAGCCUUCCGUUUUUGGAAAACUUGGAAAUAAUUGGGUCCAGUUUUUCUUCUGCCAUGCCCCGCAAUGAGCCAGCGAUUCGGAACUCAUUGCCCCCUUGUGUCCGGGCACAAAGCGUGGGGGAUUCAGAGGUAGCUGCCAUUGGCCAAUUGACUUAUUUGCAAAGCCUCACCUUAGCACAGCUGCCAAAUAUCCUUACUGGCUCUGGGCUUAUUAGCAUUGGAUUACAGUGCCAGCAUUUGCGGACUCUUUCAUUGGCCAACCUGGGCAUGAUGGGGAACGUGGUCUAUAUGUCUGCUCUCAUGGACAUGCUGAAACACUGCAAGUGUUUGAGAGAUCUCAGGCUAGAGCAGCCAUACUUCAGUGCGGGUGCCCAGUUCUUCCAGGCACUGAGUCAUUGCUCUUCUCUCCAGCGGCUUUGCAUCGUCUCCCGGAGUGGGACUCUGCAGUCUGACGCAGUGAUGUCAUUCAUGGCCAACUGCCUUGAGGUCAUCAUGUGCCACAUGUUUAUGGGAGAAUCUCUUACCGUUUGCAAAAAUCUCCAGCAGUCUAUUGUCCGGAGUUUCCAGGCAGACCGCCCUGCAUUAAAUGUCGUCAUUUUCCCUCUGCUUCAUGAGGACUUGACAGAGGUCAUCAGAGAUGUCCCCAUGAGGCACUUGGAUGAAAUUACCUUGUUUAAAAGCAGAGUGGCUGAGGAACCUCCCAACCUGUGGUGGUGACUGUCACGGCAUGGAAGGGACAAUUGGAGUGAACACACGAAAUAGCUUCUCCUUGGCCUUGAUUCUCCAUCUUCAGCCCGUGGCCACCUCACUGGAUGCUGUACAAUCACUUUAAUUAGGUGCAAUUGCAAAAUAAAAAUGCUGGGCCUUUGCCGUGGGGAAACAUCUACUGGGCGAUGCUCGCAUCUGAAAAGCCUAUCCCCAAGGCUUCUGGAAUAUGACAAGUAUUUCCUUGCAGUUAAUAAUGAAUUGCUUUGUUAUUUUCCUUAAGUUAAAGGUAAGAGAAACUGACUUGAUGAUGCUCUUCCCCUGUGUUGCCUGGUGUAAGGGCCCCUGUGUACUUUGGCAGUGUGCUUUGUGAUAUUGGUGGAAAUCAUUCUUUGCUUUGGUCUAUUUUUGGCAAAACAGAAAGCCUAGGCCAGCUAAGAGGCACAAAAGUGUGUUGCUCGGUUGAAAUGCAUCACAUCUUUUCUAUGUUACAAAUAUGCAUUUGUAGUCACAUACACAUGCAAUCACAGAUAUUUAAAGGGUUUUUUGAAUGAGAAGUACCUCAAGGACUUUUUUUUUUUUUUUGGAAUAACAAAUCUUGGCCAUUAGCCCCUUGGCCAUGGUAUGUUCUUCUUGCUGAUAAUAUUUCCAUCAGUUGGCCUGGUGGAAGAAGUUCUCAGCUGUUUUCGAAAUCCUUGUCCUAGGGUUGAUGGAGCCCACAGUGAGUAAGUUGAAGCUUAGAUCUGAUUUAAAUGCAGUCUGUCUUGCAGUUGAGAUGGGAAUGUAGUGUUCCAGUUCUGUCCUUAGAUUCCAUGCCUUGAGCUCAUGCUAAUUUUAGAGACAUUAAUGAAGUAUUUUCACAGUGUGAUUUCAGUCAGCUUCUCUGCUCCACAGAACUUCCUCAGGCAUCAGUAGUGGUCUGGAUCACUUUCAUAUUGCCUUAUUUAUUGAGCACUUUUGAAAGCAUCAGACAGCUGUACCAAAAGCCAAGCUACAAAGUCCUGGAGCGACAUUUCUGGGUGGUGGUCAGAUUUCCCUUUUGCUGGAAUAUUUUGUGAUGGAACGCUGGGUUUGUCUUUUGCAAAACAGUUAUCUAACUUCAAGUUUAUCCGUUUUUUCUCACCCGUUAUCUCCUAAAUGCUACCUAAUGUGUUGAGUGGUUUUGCUGCAACACUGCUUUUGUGGGGAGGCCCAGUGUAACCUAGAGAUGAUGUCCCCGUCUCCUCGUCAGCAUUUUCUACACAGGAUGCCAUCUCCCGAGUGCUGCUCUGUGAUCAAUGACUCUGAGGAAGCCUGGUUUGACAGGGCAUAGAUUUGAGAGCAAAAUGCAUCUCGCAGCUUCAGAGGACUUUCCUUCCUUGCUUUCCCAUCAGCGAGGUACGUACCUGUCUGGAGCUCCGACUUGUUGGUUUAUAUUUUGGGCCAGACUGUGGUAUCUCUUAUGCUCAGAUAGGUUAAUGUUAACAUGCUCAUUAAUGCUGCAGCCUUUUAUUAGCAUAAGUCUGUGCACUGCUACAAUGAACCCCUGGGUGUGUUUUCUGUCUGCCUUUGGUUUCUCCCCGGUCAGGACUGGGUGCCAGCAGCAGCCUCGGAUUUGCAGCCAGGAGUGAGGUGGUGAGGUAGGCUCGCACUUCCCCAGGAGUGACUGCGUCCUCCUCACCGCUGAGCCACGAGCGCUCCUGAAAUGUUUGAGACUCUCGGCUACCAUCAGAUCCAUCCUGGUGUGUGUGUGAGGAGCUGGUACCCCGCUCUUGGCGUGCUGCCACUGUUUUCUCUCCCGCUCUCCCAGUGAGGUCAUUCUUUCUACCUCUUGUCAUCGUGCUCGCCUGCUUGAAUCCCUCUCUCAAACAGCUUCCCUCUCCAUUCCUUCCCCCUUCAACAAAUCAAAUGCACUUUUUGGCAGCAACAUGAGCCACGGCUUUGUCCAGUUCAGGCCACUUCAGCUCUGCCUGGUUUGUGUCUGGGGCUCUCUGCUUGUUCGAAGGAGGAGGGUUAGGCAGUGAGCAGCGUUUGAAGCCUUACCAAAGCUGCAUUCCUCUGUCUCUAGCCUCAGGGCAGGGUAGAGGGAAGGCUGAGGGUUUUGGAGGUGUGGAGCCAGCUCCCUAAUGCUUCAGGGGACCUCUUUUGUCCCAUGGAGGAAUACGUGCCACCGGAGCAAGGCCUGGCCUGCCCUGAAGAGGGAUUUUCCCUCCACAUACGCACCAAGGCACCGGCGGGAGUUUGGCAGAACUCGCUUGCUCCGUCCUGCUGGAAAGCCUGAGUUCGGGAUAGCGGCAUGCACAGUGCACCUGUUGCUUAAUGCUGCUGUUAAGCCUUUGGUCUUAGGGAUGAGGUUAACCUGAUGAAAGAUGCUUUCCUUAGGCCUUCUGUUUGGCAAAACGAUGCCCGUCUGGUUUUAUAACACCGUUAUUCCGUUGCCUGGAGUACGAUGUUUAGACAUCUGUAAUCAAGAUAGCAGGUCAGUGGUCUCGAUAAGAACAUUGCCAGUUGCAGUCAGGGCUAGGAAAGGUCACCCACAGGUAAUUAAGUUAGCACCACAAAUAAAGCUUAAAAACUUCUUCCACCCUUUCCCCCCCAGCUGCAGGCCAAUGCUCAGUAUCUGUGCUACAAAUCCUCCUAUGGCGAGUGAGAAUUUCCGCUGCUUCUGCACUCCAGGCAGGAUUCACCAGAUGUUAAUAAUGUGCUUAUUUUCUCUAAGUGCUAUUUUGGCAUCGGUGUUAAUUACAAUUUAUAUUCUGCAACAUUUACACUGGGAAAAGAACCCACCCUAAUAGUCCCCAAUUGGCAGAGCCGGGCUAUUAAACAUAGCACCAUAUGUUCUGCGCAGAGCAGUGUACGGGACUCGGAGCCCAGUCAGCGCGGAGGCUACAGCGUGCGGGAGGAGAGGAGAACGGGCAGACCGGCUUUUUGUUCUUAGCUUUUAUUUAAUAUGAAAUCCUCCCUUUGCUCUGCUCUCCAUCCCCAUCUCUCCAGCAAUCUCUCCCUGCUAUCUGUGAGCAUCUAAAUGAGGUGAUCUCCUGAGCCUGCUGAUACCACUGGCCGUAGUUUAAAAUAAAUGAAUUCAAUUACAGAAGGUGCCCUUCUCGCAGGGACUGCCUCUGCGAGGUUCCCCGUCCCCGCUGGCGUGUUUCUUGCUGCACUCCGAAUCAGACCUCGCGUUUUUGGAGACUGCAGAAGAUAUCUUUGCAUUGGACCAGCAAAGAGAUCCCCACAUUUCUCUGGGAGAAGGAUAUUCUGGGGCAAGUGCAGCUUGUGGCUAAAAUCAAAAGCUGUUUGCCGCUCUGUUAAUGGCAGAAGUCUGUUUAUCGAUGUGGCUUUUGGUUCCUGCAGCCUGGGAGGGUUGAGAUUUGAAGAGUGGUGGUGGUUUUGGUGUAGAGAAGUUUGAUGGGACCAAGUCACCAACAUUUCAGUAGGUUUCUUAGAAGGACCGUAACUUAGAGGACUGCUUCCUCGGCCUUUUGGCAGAUCUGGUUUCAUGGUCUCUUUGGAAAACGGUUGUGCAUUCGCGGUUCGGUUUGGAAAGGGGGCUGUAUGGUAGCGAAGCUUUAUGAGAGCUGGGAUUCAAAUGACUUGUGCGUUGGGGUGAUGGCUCAGCUCCUGCUUUUCCCUGGGUUGUGCCUGGCUGUCGGCCCUGGCUGCCCCUUCGUGGCUGGGGAGUCGGGCGUAGCAGGAGCCCUCCCGCUGCCUGGCUGACCUCCAGAGGCGAGGAGGUCCCGGGACGUUGUGCCGGAAUGGGAUCCCACCUCGGGAGGUGCCGAGCGCCUUCUCCCAACAUCCCAUUUUUAUGGUGGGUAUCCUCCCUGCAGCCGCAGAACCUCAGGCUUUUUCCGUUUGUGGGAUUAAACCCAUGCAGAGGGAUUUCAGCUGCUUAAGGGAGACUAAAUCCCCCCUGUGCCAUCAGCAGCGGAUGCUGCGUCCGGCCAGAGCCCCUGUGCCGUCUGCGGGGAGCCGGGUGCCGAGCGGUGCCGGGUGCCGCAGAGGCAGGUCCCCUCCGCUGCGGUGCUCCCGCCUCUGAUGAGAUGCGCAGGCAGCCGGGGUGCUCUAGCAGGAGAUUCAUUUCCAUAGAAACCAAUUGGGAUGUUGUACGGGGAAUAAUGAUUAAUAGUGAAGGGAUGUUGCCUCAGGCCCUUUUCAUUUUUUAGGGGGCAGCGAGGGACAAGCUGGAGCCCAGGUAGGGGGAUAGGCAGUCUUAAAACUAAUGGAAACCAUCCCUUCCCUUAAUGUCCAGGGCAGCCUCCCCUCUUCUCCUCCCGCCCUGCCCCCCCACUGCUGCUUCCCAGCUUUCGUCAAAUUUUCAAAAUGGCUAACCUGGUUAGAAAUAAUCAUAAUAAUAAAAAAGGAUGGAUGAGGGCUGACUACUAACAUUGUUGCUGUUAGCAGCAGGAUUUCAGCCAUAAAACAUGAAGCAAGGGAGGCAUUGACCUUUCCGCUGUUUGAAAUGAAUGGAGACAUCAAUAUCUAUUGUUUUGUGGCAUUGACCUCUGACGCUCUCCGUUCUCCCUCCUCUUCUUUCUUUUUUUUUCUUUUUUUUAAUUUCCCCCUGACACUCGAGGAAAGGGGUCAGUUUGUACCAUCUAUUGAUCCCGAUCUUACUUAGCGAUAGGGAAAUAAUUAGAAUUUUAAAGAUCUCUGCUGCGCCCUGGCAAAACACACUCGCAGGCGUGCAGACUGAGCCCCCGCUUCCCGCCUCGCGUCCUUCCCCCUUCCCCGUGGAAAUCCAAAGCGCGGAGAUCUGAAGGAAGGCAGAUCAAUAUAGGUUUAAUUAUGAUGGGGUUUUUAUUUCAGUUUUUAAAAUGGUAAAGUGUAACGUUUUAUGUUAGUGUUGUCGGAGCCUGGCUGCCUGGUGCCUUGUUUUAUUGUUUUAAGUAGCCCCUUCUUUUGUGAACUUCAUCUAUGCACCGAGAAUGUGAAAUCAGGCAUUGCUAAUUAGCUGUAUGACAAUUAAGUAAUGUAGCACAAAACCAUUAGGACACUGGAUUUGUUUUUGAAGUUUGUCCUUUGAAGUGGAAGCUGCAACUCCCUGCCCAAGGCUGCUGGAAAAAUGUUUUUCUAUCAAAACUUUCUUUGAAAAUAAAAUGUCAGUGUAAGAGUCCCUAUUUCUGUCAUCUCUCCCAUACAAACAGCGGGUGGAAAUUGUUUCUCAUUGUAAAAACCGCUGGCACUGAUAGCACGGGGAAUUCAGAAAAGCGUUAAAUGGGCAGUUGGUCUCCAAGCGCCCUUGGUUGUGGUGGAGACGUUGCCCAACGUGCUGGUUUGGCUUGUUGGAAGAACUGUGGUGCUUGGAGAGGACCCUGCUCACCACCAGCACCCUGGAGAUGCCGACGAGAGGUGGGGGCUGCCCCGUGACGUGUGGGGUGAUGCCAGGAGGCCGCGCAGCCCGUCUGCGAAUACCGACCCGCUCCUCGGCUCGGACCGCUCCAUCCGUGCACUCGUGACACUUGUGUUUGCAUCUGGCCCUUCGUUCUAGUAGUGAAUCAAGUUCUGAAUGUGCAACUUUCAUGUACGCUGGUGGCAUGUAAAACUCCCAAUAAAGAGUGAAACCAAGUUUGA